Pezoporus flaviventris is the source of this 750-nucleotide messenger RNA. It is a transcript of the gene LYPLAL1, whose product is annotated as lysophospholipase like 1. Gene Ontology annotation, cellular component: cytoplasm. Gene Ontology annotation, molecular function: palmitoyl-(protein) hydrolase activity; carboxylic ester hydrolase activity. The transcript is spliced from 5 exons. The coding region runs from base 20 to 715 and encodes 231 amino acids. Lineage: Eukaryota; Metazoa; Chordata; Aves; Psittaciformes; Psittacidae. Gene Ontology annotation, biological process: protein depalmitoylation. The record is from RefSeq and is a predicted model, not a curated record.
GAGGAGGAGAGCGCUGGGCAUGGCGGCGGUUGCGGCGCUGCAGAGGAGCGUGGUGUCCCCCGCGGGCAGGCACACUGCCUCCCUCAUCUUCCUGCACGGCUCAGGUGAUACUGGCCAGGGAGCAAGAGCAUGGAUAAAACAAAUUUUGAAUCAAGACAUGGCUUUCCAACAUAUAAAAGUUAUUUACCCAACGGCUCCUGCCAGGCCAUAUACACCUAUGAAAGGAGCCUUCUCCACUGUCUGGUUUGACAGGUACAAGAUCUCCAUUGACUGCCCAGAACACAUCGAAAGUAUUGAUUCUAUGUGCCGGGGACUUACAGACUUGAUCAACGAUGAGAUUAAAAAUGGCAUUGCAAAGAAUAGGAUACUAAUAGGAGGCUUUUCCAUGGGAGGUGGAAUGGCAAUGCACUUAGCGUAUAGGUUUCAUCAAGAUCUGGCAGGAGUCUUUGCUUUGUCUAGUUUUCUCAAUAAAGACUCUGCUGUUUAUCAGGCUUUGAAAAGAAAUGAAAGUGUUCUUCCAGAAUUAUUUCAGUGUCAUGGAACUGCUGAUGAACUUGUCCUCUAUUCAUGGGGUGAAGAGACCAACAAGAUGCUAAAGUCACUGGGAGUAUCAGCAUCACUUCAUACUUUUCCAGACCUUAAUCAUGAGUUAAGCAGACCUGAAAUUGAAAAACUAAAAACCUGGAUUGUAAAGAAAUUACCUGUUGAAGCAUAAGCACAAAUGAAUAAAUAAGAUGCAGCUUUCACAUA